Python bivittatus (Burmese python) is the source of this 1425-nucleotide messenger RNA. RefSeq names its product ankyrin repeat, SAM and basic leucine zipper domain containing 1 (gene ASZ1). The record is from RefSeq and is a predicted model, not a curated record. Gene Ontology annotation, molecular function: protein binding. Gene Ontology annotation, cellular component: pi-body. Lineage: Eukaryota; Metazoa; Chordata; Lepidosauria; Squamata; Pythonidae.
AUGGCUGGCGGCACGGGUUUCCGCAUGGUGCCCCCGGGAGACGAGACCAGCGAGAGCGACGACGAUGGCUGGGAUAUCGGGUUCGUGUCCCAGGCACAGUGUUUAGAUGAAACCUUGCAUACCCAGGAUAGAAAUGAAGUUUUGAAAAAAGCAUUAACUGCUGGAAACUUGUCUGUCAUUGAAGAACUCUUAAAUACAGGCACAAAUGUAGAGUCUACCCUUAAGUUUGGAUGGACUCCCCUCAUGUAUGCAGCCAGUGUUGCAAAUGUGGAACUUAUGCAUCUCCUUCUGGGCAGAGGUGCAAAUGCAAGCUUUGAGAAGGAUCAUUAUACAGUAUUGAUGGCCGCAUGUACUGCGUAUGGUUCAGAAGAGCAGAUUUUAAAGAGUGUAGAACUACUGCUUUCAAGGAAUGCAAAUCCUAAUGCUGCAUGCAAGAAGAAAAUGACUCCAUUAAUGUAUGCAGCCCGAGAAGGCCAUCCUCAAGUUGUUGCUCUCCUUGUUGCCCGUGGAUCACAAGUAAAUGCCCAAGAUGAAAGCGGUUACACUGCAUUAGCAUGGGCAGCGCGCCAAGGCCAUAAAAAAGUAGUGUUCAAGCUGCUUGAACUAGGAGCUGAUAAAUCAAUACAGACAAAAGAUGGCCAGACCCCAGGAGAGAUUGCAAAGAACAACAGGCAUUCAGAGCUUUUCAGUUUACUUUCUCUGACUGCAAAUCCCUUCCAAAGAAAGUUCCAGAACUUGGCUAAAGAAGGACCAAUUCACAGACUUAUGAACACAGUCCCAGAUGCCCUCACAAGCCAUAAAAGCAGUUCCUAUGCAGCUUUUAGUGACCUGGAAGUCUUUCUACAUGGUCUUGGACUUGAACAUAUAACAGAAUUACUGAAGGAGAGAGAAAUACCUUUAAGACAACUUAUGACAAUGGGAAAAGAAGACUUUAUACAGAUUGGCAUCAGAAAUAUUAGAGAUCAACAAAAAAUCUUAGAUGCUGUUAAAGAACUACAGAUAGAAGAAGUAAAGUUAGAAGACCUGCCUGCAGUGACAAAUUUGGAAUUCAGUGGUGAUGAAUUUCUUUCCUUUCUUGUGAAACUAAACAGACAGUGCAUUCAACUUAAAACUGCUGUGCAGAGUGUUGUUAGUCAGUUUCCUACAGAUGCUCAUAAGUUGGUUUUUGAAUGGAGUCCACCCCACAGUCUUGCUAAAGUGUGUGAAAACCUAAUUUCUAGUGCUGAAGAUCUAAGUGGAGAAGCUGUAAAACUAAAAAAGGUCGUGAAUAAGCUCCAAGAUGGACAGAAUGAUGAUCCUUGUCGAAUACAAGCUUUGGUGGAAGAUGGCAGAUGGAAGAAGACUUUUUUAAAAAUUGCAGUAGUAACUGUAGUUGGGUCUGGAUGUAUUUUCUUUAUUUUCAAGUUAACUCUAAGGAACAAUUAA